Molecule: messenger RNA, 2028 nt
Organism: Colletotrichum chrysophilum
Lineage: Eukaryota; Fungi; Ascomycota; Sordariomycetes; Glomerellales; Glomerellaceae
Exons: 1
Coding region: 1-2028 (675 amino acids)
Source: RefSeq, a predicted model, not a curated record
AUGCCAUUGAGGAUGUGUCUAUUCAUCGACGGCCUGGACGAAUAUGACAGCAAUCACGCGGAACUCUGUCAAGUCCUCCUUGAUAUGGCCAAGUCUCCCCACGUCAAGAUAUGUCUAUCUAGCCGUCGGUGGCCAGUCUUCGAGAGGAGCUUCGGCCAAGAUGGUCAGGAGAGUCUUGAUAUCCAUGAGCUGACGCGGGACGAUAUUCGGAAAUUCGUCAACGACCAGCUGCAGACUGACCAACGAUGGACUGCCGAGGCGUCCGGUGGCGUCACCCUAGCGAAAGCCGAGCUCGUAAACCGAAUCGUCGCCCAAGCUGACGGCGUAUUUCUCUGGGCGUUCUUUGUGACUAGAUCCUUUCGAGAGGGCCUGUCCAACGGCGAGAUGAUUGAAUAUCUCGUUCGACGCUUCAGCCAACUACCGUCAGACUUGGACCAGUUGUUUCAACACAUGUUAGACAGUGUGGAUCCUGCCGAUCAUCGCACGAUGGCAGGCAUCUUACAGGGCGCGGUGCACGCACUGGAACCGCUUCACAUUGAUCUCUACCACCAGCUGGAAAAAGAAUUACAGGGCCGCCAUUCCAUGUUGCAGAGCUCGGAACAGCUUGGGUCCGUCCAGAGCGUUGCCCUCCGGAGAGAGCAGACGGUCCGCAACAUCAAUCAGAAGACAAAGGGCCUGCUCAAGCUGGUUUAUGAUCGAUUUGAGUUCCUUCAUAGGACCGUCAAGGACUUCGUCUCGACAAAAGAUGUUGGCGACUAUCUCCGCAGCAAGCUGCCGUCCGACUACAAUGGCUUCACAUCCAUCGCAGGAGCGUACCUCGGGUAUCUCAGAGGCACAAGACAGAAAAGCUCGCUUGUCGUAGACGUUAUCAGGCAGGGACGGGGGUUGAACAGCGGCCCGCUCAUUUCGCAUCUGAACCAAGCCCUGUUUUACGCGUCGGAAGCGCUCAAACAAGCCGAGCAGCCUGGUUCUACCCAGUGCCAGCAGGUUGAGAAGCUCCUAGAUGAGUACGAAGCCGCCAUCGUGGAAAUGGUCAGCUUCGGCCAUGUGACUGUCAGGGGCGUCAACUCUCAUCGUCUUGACGCGAGGCUGUUGUUUCGCGAGGAGCUCCUUCGCCACGAGCUGUCGCCUUAUCUGGCAAAAAAGAUCGCCGAGCAGCCAGAUUUCUUCGACGCAUUCGACGAGUCGCCGCUGUUUGCAGCGCUUAUGCCCAUGUCCCGUGACGGGGGUGAGAGUCCUGGGCCCUCAUCAGAAGUCCUCGACAUUCUUCUCGGAGGCGGUGAGGAUCCCAACUUGCUACCUCGACAGUUGGAUGUUCCAAGCGCGCUUGAUGCACCCUCGCCGUGGGUGCUUUUUGCGCGGAGUACAAUGUCGGUUUUCAACAUGCUAUCGGGACCGUGCAUGUUCCCUGCCCUGCGAUGGAACGACUCCUUGAGGAAUGCCACCUUCAGUCGAUUGUUGUCCCACGGCGCCAAUCCCAAUCAACCUCUACUGGACCGUCCUGCGGCACGUACCGUCUUCUCGCAUUUCCUGGAUAUAGCUCUAUCCAAGUUCCUUGGCGAAGAGUGUUUCGAAGACUACCUCAGGACCCUGGACACCUUCCUGCGAGCAGGUGCUAGUCUUGGUGUGCCAGAGAUCAACAGAUUGGAGAGUCCAAAUUUUGAGCCGGCGUUUGGAAACCUUGCGAGAAGACGUCCAGAGGAAACGGUGCUGGCGUCUUUCUGUAACGAACUGAAGGGACUUACAGCGAAGUUGGCGGCCGAUUCACGGAGAGCCACUUUUGUCGCCUCGGUAUUGGAGAAAGUCAUUCUGCACUGUUGUCGUAGAGAGGAAGAUCUGGAGAAGUUGCGUUUGGCAAUUUCUCAAGGUUGCCCUGCAAAUGUUGCCGUGCCCCUACAGCAGUUGAUCGAUUCUGAGAGCAGUCUCUCAGGAGAACGCUCAUCAAAGCGAAAGAGACUCCCAAAGCAAUCCGAGGAGGCUAGUAUCGAAUCGUAUGUCAUCAAGACGAAGCACUUAAAGGGGGAGUAA